Messenger RNA from Phyllopteryx taeniolatus (common seadragon), 3275 nucleotides. It is a transcript of the gene gjb9b, whose product is annotated as gap junction protein beta 9b. The transcript is spliced from 3 exons. Gene Ontology annotation, cellular component: connexin complex. The record is from RefSeq and is a predicted model, not a curated record. NCBI's taxonomy places the organism in Eukaryota, Metazoa, Chordata, Actinopteri, Syngnathiformes, Syngnathidae. The coding region runs from base 169 to 1011 and encodes 280 amino acids. Gene Ontology annotation, biological process: cell communication.
ACGUUGAAACUCCACCCAUCCACAUCAUCAGUAAGCGUUAAGCUAGCCUAUAACAGCGACCUGCAACCAGUCAUUGUCAUCACAUUUGAAAGGCUUCUCUGUCAGGCUUAUCCCAUAGAGAACUUCAUUUAUAUGUUCUGCUGACGUCUGCUGACGAAGACAGCAGACAUGAAUUGGUCUGCACUGGAGGUCCUCGUCAGCGGGGUCAAUAAAUACUCCACUGCGUUCGGCCGCGUCUGGCUCUCCGUGGUCUUUGUCUUCCGGGUGAUGGUGUUCGUGGUGGCGGCUCAGCGAGUGUGGGGUGACGACAGCAAGGACUUUGUGUGCAACACGGCCCAGCCCGGCUGCACCAACGUGUGCUACGACGCCGUCUUCCCCAUCUCCCACAUCCGCCUGUGGGCCCUGCAGCUCAUCUUUGUCACGUGUCCCUCCUUGAUGGUGACGUGUCACGUAAAAUAUCGUGAGAAGAAAGACCUGGAGUACACCACCUCACACAAGGGGGCUCAUCUGUACGCCAACCCUGGGAAGAAACGUGGAGGUCUGUGGUGGACCUAUUUGGUCAGCCUGUUUUUCAAGGCAGGCUUUGAUGCCGGCUUCCUCUACAUCCUCCACUAUAUUUAUGAAGGCUUCGACCUGCCCAAAAUGUCUAAGUGCUCUCUGGAGCCGUGCCCCAACACGGUGGACUGCUUCAUUUCCCGGCCUACCGAGAAAAAAAUCUUCACCAUCUUCAUGGUGGCCUCCUCAGCCGUCUGCAUCUUAAUGUGCAUUUGUGAAAUGAUUUACUUCAUCUGCAAACGCAUGUUGAAAAUCAGAAGAAGGAGGAAUGAAAUGCUGAGGAAGGAAUUCGCCGACAAUCAAGAAAUGACAGCACUGGUGGCACCCAGGUCGGAGUUCAGGUCCAAAACUUUGAUCCGAAUGGACCCCACCGCCUCGAUACACAACCUCAAUAACAUGACGGCUGAGGAUCUUAGAAACAAUUCACAUGAAAAUGGCAAGUUGGAGAACAUUUAAGGAGCUAAGAAUCUCUCAGAUUCUGUGGAUGGCAGCUGUUCAGAAACUUAAUCGAUUCAAUGAUGACUGGAAUGGCUUCCUGCUUGAAGGCAUCAUUUAAACAUGUAAAUACAUGCAAACACACGCAGCAUGAGAAAUGCAUAAACAUUUAUUCACUACUCUUUACACAACAUACUGUACAUAUUGAAAAGAAACAAAUUACAUUCUCCCAUCCCUCAUGCACUCAACAAAGACUUUACAGUCCGUAUACUCAAAGUGUAGGACAAAAGUAAACAUAAACUACAACACAAAACAUGUUUGCGUCUAAAUGCUCCAAAUACUAGCUGGUCCUAAUUCUCCUUGUUUUGGUCCACACAUAUCUCGUUAUUCAGGAAAAUCAACUGAACUAAAGUAUAAUGGCAUUGUAAUAUUCAUGCUACCCAUGUCAUAAUUCAUUAAUUCAUUCAUCUUCCGUUCCGCUUAUCCUCACAAGGGUCGCGGGCAUGCUGGAGCCUAUCCCAGCAAUCUUCGGCCGAGAGGCGGUGUACACCUGAACUGGUCGCCAGCUAAUAGCAGGACACAUAUAAACAAACAACCAUUCGCACUCACAUUCAUAUCUACGGGCAAUUCAGAGUCUUCAAUUAACCUGCCAUGCAUGUUUUUGGGUAUGUGGGAGGACACCGGAGUACCCCGAAAAACCCACGCAGGCACGGGGAGAACAUGCAAACUCCACACAGGCGAGGCCGGGAUUUGAACCCUGGUCCCCAGAACUGUGAGGCAGACGCUCUAACCAGUCGUACACCGUGUCACCCCAUGUCAUAAUAUUUCAGAAAUUGUAUCCCAAAGCUGAGCUUCUCUUUAAAGGGGAACAUUCGAGUCAUAUCAUUUGGUUUAUUCCACCAACUGAUUAUGAUGUUUUUAUUUUGUAUUUAGCAAAGAAGCUCCAUAAAGAUAUAUUUUUUUACUUUUUUUUCCCCCAUUUGCAUUCUUUAUGUUGACCUUGUUUGUAAAACAGUACAUAAAGGGGUAAAUGGGUUUUCAUUUGUGUAAGUCUUGUCCACCUUUAAGGCACUCAAAGCACUUUAACACUGUCUCAUGCUUCAACUAUUGAUGACGCAGCAACAGGAGCGAUUGGGGAUUCUGUAUCUUGCUCAAGGCCACUUCGGCAUCGUCACAGGGCACAGGAUCAAAUCCACAAACUUUAAGAUUGUGAGAUGACAACUACCACCUGGGCUAUGAUGGCUCAAUAAAAUCUCUUUUAGUUUCAUUUUCGGUCAUGGCGGAAAAUCACCCUGAACAGUUGUUACAGCAAAACAAGUUUAAUUGGAUUCUUAAUUGUGGAAAAUAUCAAAAGUGGAAUUCUGAACUAUGAGAGUCAACUGUAACCUCUAAUUGACUAGUUCCAUUUUCAACACUUACCUGUAAGAUAUAAGCCUUUGUGUUAAUUACGUUCCAAACAUACAAACAUAUAACUUUUCAUCUUGCCACUGUUACGAUUAUAAUCAUGCACUGGGUAGUCACUUUUUAAUGCCAUUUUUCUUUUUUUUUCUUUUUUUGUGACAUUGUGCAUGCAAAUAUAUGUUUAUGUGGUUAAAGAGCCCAACGAGAGAAUGUACAGUAUGUGAUGAAAGUAAACAAUAUGGUAAUGACAUAUCUGUACAUAAUGAUGUUUGCUUAAAUUUCUUUAAUAAAGGGUGAAUCCUGGUCUGCCACUUUAGUCAGUCAAAAAAAAAUAAUAAUAUCCACAGCUGGAUGAAUGUUCUUUGGACAACUGAGACAAAACCAAGGUUUAUUUUUGCAGAUGGUAAAAUGAAAGGACUGUAGCUUUUGUGAAACAUGUAUAUCGCCCAUGUUCUGGGGUUGCUUUGUUACAUCUGAAGAGUUUCAAAGGCAUUGUGCAUCAAAAUAAUAAGUUAGUGGUACAAGACUUUCAUUACUGUUUUUGUUUUUUAAGUCUUUUGAGUCCUUUAACAUCAAGCUACCAACAAUUUUGUCCAUGUGUCUAGUUUUACGCGUGAGUACACACCCCAAGGUACAAAACAGCAAAGGAAUGAAGUAAAACAUGCCAGCGAAAGUGCAAGCAACCUGACUAAUGUGACUAAUAAACAGAAGUGUGUUGAUUUUCACUGAAAGGGAUUAUCUAUGGCAUGAUGAGAAGAAAUGUAGAUGCAAAACGUUUGUUUGGUGUUUUCAACAGGAUCGCCAUUUGGACCCAAAUUAUGUUCCAAAAGUGUCCAAACUGACUGAUUUGUAUUGCUUAUUAUCUAUUAAAAAGAUCUAUAGUA